CAUUAUAUUUAGUCAAAAGAUCACUGCAGAACACGCUCUGUAAAAUUAUCACAUUGUGCUUAGCACGAGCUUGUCCAGGGUGUGUCGAAUAUUGCCUACAACCAUAGGUUGUAGUAGUUACGUGUCUAACUUCCAAGUUAACAAAAACUCGAAUAAUAUAAACGGUUUACCCGAGGUGUACUGACAAUUGAUUUCAAAUGUAAAAAAUAUUUGUUUAAAAUGACAAAAGACCAGUUUGGAACAGAAACCCUCCAAAUUAAUUCUAUUCAUGACUCAAAAAAUCUUGUGUCGACAUCAGGAUCACGAAUGCAGAAUUUUCAGGAAGUAUUUGAAAAACCUUCAGUAACUUUUGUUCUUGACGAAAAGACAGUAAAAAGAUCUAUCAACAAAGGUAACAACCAAGACGAAACUUCAAACAAGAUGUCGUUUUCUCCAACAAUUUUAGUGAACUCGGGUCAAGUUGAUUCUAUAGAACAUCAUGAAGAUAAUGAUUAUUCGGCGUCUGUGUUUGCUAUGUUACAAAGAAAAACAUCAAAACAUUCGAGUAGAAAGAAAAAAAAACGAUCUUCAUCAUUUAAUACUGAAGAUGGUACUGAUGAUUCGGAAAAUCAAAGAAGAUGUUCAUCAGCACUUACAUCUUCUUCCGGAGAAACAGCAAUUUCUAUUGACGUGGCAAUGGAUGACGAUUUAGAGGAUGGUGGAACACAAGAACAAAUUUUUGAAAAACUUAAAUUGCAUAAGGAAGUUCUUAGUGCUGUUAAACAUCAACCUUGGCCUCUUAGAAAAAAAGUUAAACUUGUGAAACAAGCUAAAUCAUAUAUUCGACGGCAUGAGGGUGCACUUCAAGAACGACUUGCCCAAAAUAGAAACACCAAAGAUGUUCUAGCGGGGAUUGCGAUUUUUAUUAGUAAAAGAUGGCAGUAUUUAAAACGUGAAUUGAUAAAUCUUCAAACGUGGUUAGUGCCAUGGGAAUCAAGAAUAAAAGAAAUAGAAUCACAUUUUGGUUCUGCUGUAGCUUCAUACUUUAUAUUCUUACGCUGGUUAUUCUGGAUAAAUCUUGUGAUAUUUUUAACCCUUACUAUAUUUGUUGCUAUACCGGAAAUUCUCACAGCCGAUAAAAAUCAUGCUGGAGAUCGCAAGAUUCUGUUACCAGAAGAAAUAAAAAAAUCCACACAUUAUCUGACUCUAUGGGAAUUUGAGGGAGUUUUAAAACAUUCACCAUUUUUUUAUGGGUGGUAUACCGAUUGGGAUAUACCGAACGGAGGGUACAGACUUCCUCUUGCUUAUUUUCUAGCUAAUUUAAUUGUUUAUACUUAUAGUUUUGUCACUAUUUUACGAAAAAUGGCAAUAAAUUCACGAAUGAGUAAAUUAUCAGAGAAAGAGGAUGAAUGUGCUUUUUCAUGGAAGCUUUUUACUGGUUGGGACUUUAUGAUAGGAAAUCCUGAAACUGCGAAUAAUAGAGUCGCAAGUAUUAUAUUGGGAUUUAAAGAAUCGUUAUUAGAAGAAGCUGAAAAGGAAAAAAAACUCGGACAUUGGAAAAUUACUACAAUAAGGAUAUUUGUUAAUGUGUUCGUGAUUUUACUUCUUAUACUAUCAGCUUAUGCAGUAGUUGAAGUUGUUGCUAGAAGUACACAAGAAACAUCAAAUAGUAGUUGGUGGAGGCAAAACGAAAUUACAGUAGUUAUGUCACUAAUCUCAUAUAUCUUCCCAAUAUUUUUUGAAAUUCUGGGACUUUUAGAAAAUUACCAUCCUCGUAAACAGUUACGACUCCAAUUAGCCAGAAUUAUGGUAUUGAAUCUUCUUAAUCUAUACUCUUUAAUAAUCGCUCUUUUCGAUAAAAUAAAUCAAAUGGAAGGAGAAUUAAAAAGUCUAAAGCCAAAAAUUGUACCAAGUCUACCAGCAAUAAAUGUUAGUGCUACACGCUGUCAAAAUAUUUCAAUACCUUGUAGUGAUAUACAACCUCCUUUCAAUAUGUCAUCAUCAUUACCACUAACUUGGACUACAGCUCAACCUUUAAAAAAUUUUUCGUCUUUAAAAUCAUCGCUAGCAGCACUAAGCUUAAUUUUAUUGUCUAAUACAUCAACUAAAAGUCCAUCUGCGUUGACAAAUAUAAUUAUGUCAAAACCCAAUGAUACACUUGAUGAAUCGAUGGCAACCAGUGAUUUUUUAAAUUACAGUUCAACAAAUUUAUUUAAUGUUUCUGAGAUGUCAAAAACUGUAUCAUCAUCUUUUUUCGAUGACGUCAAAUGGGAAGGUUACAUUGAAAAAGAUAUACCUCAAAAUAAUUAUGAGUAUUAUGAUACAGAUAAUUCCAACUAUGAAGAUGAAUCAAAUUUAACCCAAGUCACGAAUUCUACAGAUAUACCAGCUAAUACUAAAAAUUAUAAUUAUUCUACGUGGAUUGAUGGAGAAAAUAAAACAACGUUAGAAUCAAAAAAAAAGACACUUUUAGAUGAUGAACAAAAUUUAAUUAAUAGCCAUAAUGUUGACAUAAAAAUUAUUAAAUGUUUUGCUAGAAUUUGUGAUUAUGAAAAUGACUUUGAAGAAAGAAAGAUUGAAAAAACAAAGGUGAGUCAUGAAGCUAUUUUAGAAUUAAAUAUAACAACAAAAAAGAAACUUCGUAAACUAUGUUGGGAAACAAUGUUUGGUCAGGAGUUGUCAAAACUUACAGUUAUGGAUUUGAUAUUGACAAUAAUUGCGACACUUAUUGUUGACUUUUUUCGAGCAUUAUUCGUUCGAUACAUGAAUCCAUGGUGGUGUUGGGAUCUUGAGAAAAAAUUUCCACAGUAUGGAGAUUUUAAAAUUGCUGAAAAUAUUUUACAUUUAGUUAACAACCAAGGAAUGGUGUGGAUGGGAAUGUUCUUUAGUCCCGGUUUAACAGCUUUAAAUCUUGUAAAACUUGUAAUUCUUAUGUACUUAAGAUCUUGGACAGUAAUGACAUGCAAUGUACCACAUGAAGUUGUUUUUCGUGCUUCAAGAUCUAAUAAUUUUUAUCUAGCGUUGUUACUUACGAUGGUCUUCUUAUGUGUACUUCCGGUGGGUUACGCUAUUGUAUGGGUAGAACCUUCUUGGCAUUGUGGACCUUUCUCUGGAUAUUAUAGAAUUUAUCACAUAGCCACUCAAAGCUUAAAAAAUUUGCUACCAGUAAAAGUUCAUAAAUCACUUGAUUAUAUUGCAUCACCUGGAAUUGUUAUUCCUUUAAUUGUUCUAAUGACAUUGAUUAUAUAUUAUAUGACUUCCCUUGCUGGAUCUCUUAGAGAAGCGAAUAAUGAUCUCAAAAUUCAACUACGUUAUGAAAGGAGAGAAGAACGAAGAAAAAUGUUUAAAAUAGCCGAAAAACGUGAACAGGGACAAGACAUAUCAUUUGCAAAAUGGAAAAAAAUAUUACCAACGAUGUCAUCAAUUAAGACAGAUACUCCAGUUUCAAGAGGUAUCAACUUCCCAACUCAAUUUAUACAUAAACUUGUCCCAGAAAAAGAAUGAACUUCGAAAUCACCCCCAUUACCGAUUAUUUCUAAUCUUCGCAGGCGCAAGGAAAAGUGGGAAAAUAUUUAGUACAUAAAAUACCCAGAAUGGGAGUAAAAACCGAAGACAUCCGAGGUGCACUCUCUUGUUGGGACAAUUUUACUUCAUUUUUUUAAUUUUAUGGUUUAAUUAAGCUGUAGAAAAUAUGCUGCACCGAAAACGCCGGAGAACUAUUGAUAUGAUUCGUUCAAUGACAUCUGAUGCAGAGGAAGCUACUGGAGAUAAGCCGAAUUCAUUACUACAAGAUUCAUUUUCUCCUAAAGAGACAAGCGAUCUUCAACUUCAUAAUUUUUUAAUCGAAACCAAUGAAAUAACGAAGUUAUGAAAUUUUAUGAUUUUCUAUAUAGAAAUGAAAUGUAACCUAGGUUAAAUAACAGACUUGAAAAUUUUUUUGAAUUUUCAAAAUAUUGUAUAUAACUCCA
Molecule: messenger RNA, 3947 nt
Organism: Microplitis demolitor
Lineage: Eukaryota; Metazoa; Arthropoda; Insecta; Hymenoptera; Braconidae
Product: transmembrane channel-like protein
Exons: 12
Coding region: 220-3483 (1087 amino acids)
Cellular component (GO): plasma membrane
Molecular function (GO): mechanosensitive monoatomic ion channel activity
Source: RefSeq, a predicted model, not a curated record